This is a messenger RNA of Gadus macrocephalus (Pacific cod), 1269 nucleotides long. RefSeq names its product mitochondrial ribosomal protein L12 (gene mrpl12). Gene Ontology annotation, cellular component: ribosome; mitochondrial large ribosomal subunit. The coding region runs from base 156 to 734 and encodes 192 amino acids. NCBI's taxonomy places the organism in Eukaryota, Metazoa, Chordata, Actinopteri, Gadiformes, Gadidae. Gene Ontology annotation, biological process: translation; mitochondrial transcription. The transcript has 5 exons. Gene Ontology annotation, molecular function: structural constituent of ribosome. The record is from RefSeq and is a predicted model, not a curated record.
CUUGGCUGAUGCAUUGUGGGUAGGUCAGGCAUAGAGUGGAGGACGCCAUGUGCUUUUGAGGCAGAAGGACCCGGGGAUUGACAGUACUGUUGUGCGGUUUGAAGGGGCAUAUUUUGAUAGUUUGAGCAGAGGAGGAACCCGGGUACUUGAUUAGGAUGUAUUGCACCAGAUACUGCAUUAGGACCGCGCUGCGGAUCGCGGGAAACACACACCGGCAAGAACUCUUACGGCAGACGCCAGCCCUAUGUACACUCAGACAUUUAAAGACAACUACAGCAAACCCCUCCGGUGCCAUAUUGGCCCCCCCUCUGGACGGGGCACCCAAACAGUAUUCCCCCAAAAUCCAACAACUGGUCAACGACAUAGCGAGUCUAACCUUACUAGAGGUGUCGGACCUUAAUGACCUACUCAAGAAAACCUUGAACAUUCAAGAUGUAGGAAUGAUGCCAAUGGGGGCCAUGGCAGCCCCUGCAGCGCAGGCCACAGAGGAGGACGACCUUCCGGUCAAGAAGGAGCAGACCCAUUUCAUCGUGAAACUGACAGAACUGAAGGCAGCGGAGAAAGUCAAACUCAUAAAGGAAGUGAAGAACUGCAUGCAGGGCUUGAAUCUGGUGCAGGCCAAGAAGCUGGUGGAGAGCCUACCCCAGGAGAUCCGGGUCAACGUGUCCAAAGAGGAGGCCGAGAAACUCAAAGCAGCCCUGGAGGCCGCAGGAGGCACCGUGGUGUUGGAGUAACAACUGCGUCCGCCGGCCCAUCAGCCCGGCCUACCCGUCCCGCCACCAACGCCAUGGCUACUCGCGCACCUAGUGCGUUUUUGUUUGUCUUUUUACUUUUUCUUUUUACCAUCCAAGAGGGGAAGGCAAUGGAGGAAAGAAUCAGAGGCGCUAAAAGAAAUGACCUCCGAUGUUCUAUGUGCGUUCCGUGUCCGGUGGUGGGGCUGCAGAAAUCCAAAGACUGAACUCCCUGCAGGCACCCCUCUAACCUGAACACAGAGGGUGUCCAUGUGCAACUCCCGCCUCCUGAUCUCUUUGUGUGAUGCGUCGUGAGGCUACUGCGGAGCUACCAAACUGCGGGUCCUCAGCCUCAUGUCAGAUGACGGUUUUCUUUCUGUUUUGUAUGUCUCCUUUUUUUUUUUUUCACAGAACGAAAUGUUAAGUUGUUCCGAUCUGGAUCUAGGCCCAUUAACUGUCUAAAUAAACAUAACUGUUGGAGGAGUCUACAUUACAGCCAGGAUGAUUAUUAUGAACGUGAUUAAAGUUGAAAUAUUCA